AUGAAGAUCUCCCAGUCCUCUCCAUUUCUCCUCUUCCUCCUCCCUGCUAUUGCAUCUGCCUUUACAAACACUGCACCAACAGCCGGGUUAAGGUCACGCGAGUCGCGCGACUCUUCCGGUACCAACUCCAGACCGGUCGACUUCAAUGCCGUAUACAAUAGAGGGACGCCGGACGUCCCGGUGGAUGGGAAAGAUGGCAGGCCACACGCUGGGCCAUGGGUGGAAACAAGUGCGGAGCGAGAUCGAAAAGGCAGGGACGACGACAAGCCAAACCUUGUAUCGACCCAAUACGAUUCCAAGAUUCCCUCAUCCCAACGCCAGAGUACCGAUGAUGGCAAGGCGAUUCCGCACUCGAACAGUGGUGUGAUGGACGAUCCCUACCGGGCGGGCCCGAAAGAAGGCACGCGGGGCACAGAAGGGGGCGUGUCGGAGAAAGAGAAGGUGAACCAGUUCAACUCGGAGAAGGUGCCCGGAGGGCCGAAAGAGGUGCCUCCGUUGCCGCCGAGUGAGAAGCAAAAGCUGUCAGACAAUGACGGCACCUCGGGAGGCGGGGCUCGAGGCUCUGAUGGCACCGGGAAUCUCGGAGUGCUCGAGAAACCGGCGGACCUGCCCGAAUCACCCCACGACAAUUCGCGCCCAAAAACGCCAGCCCAGAUGAACGGGGAUUCGCUGGGAUCGGCGACUCUCGACUCAUCGACCGUCCCCAUAAGACUUUUUUUGGUGGCUGCGCUGAUGGCCAUGCGUCAUGCCCGCCUCGUCGUGUUCUCCGCCGCUUUCUGCGCGCUGGUUGCCAUGACCGUUCUCUCGGCUGUGCUGGGCCAUGCCGUUCCUACUUUGAUCCCGAAAUCGUUCACCAAGUUCAUGGCCGCGGUACUUUUCUUGAUCUUUGGCGUGAAGAUGCUCAAAGAAGGACGCGAGAUGUCCCCCGACGAGGGAGUGGGAGAAGAGAUGGCAGAGGUGGAGCAGGAACUGGAAGAGAAAGAACACCACCAGAGGCGCAUUGAUCGUCGUCGCUCCUCGGUGACCCCCCAGUCCUUGGAAGCCGGCCGUGCCGGAGGUCGUCCCAAGUCGCGCGGGGCCACCAACCGCAUGCCGUCGCCUCCCGAGAGCGUCUCCUCAUCUUCAUCCCGUGGCUCCUCUCCGCGGCCCAGCCGUUUCUGGGAUGAUUUUGUGGCAGGAAUCAAUAAUCUCUUUUCGCUGCUUCUCAGCCCGGCCUGGGUGCAGACCUUCGCCAUGACCUUCCUGGGGGAGUGGGGUGACCGCAGUCAGAUCGCGACGAUUGCCAUGGCUGCCGGCCAGGACUACUGGUGGGUGACCAUUGGCGCUAUUACCGGCCAUGGAAUUUGCACCGCUGUUGCUGUGAUCGGCGGUCGGGCCAUUGCCGGCCGCGUCAGUAUGCGCGUUGUGACAUUGGGCGGCGCCGCGGCUUUCCUCGUGUUUGGUGUUAUCUAUCUACUAGAAGCCAUCUAUUAA
Molecule: messenger RNA, 1473 nt
Organism: Penicillium alfredii
Lineage: Eukaryota; Fungi; Ascomycota; Eurotiomycetes; Eurotiales; Aspergillaceae
Product: TMEM165/GDT1 family protein
Exons: 4
Coding region: 1-1473 (490 amino acids)
Biological process (GO): manganese ion transmembrane transport; Golgi calcium ion homeostasis; calcium ion transmembrane transport
Cellular component (GO): Golgi apparatus; fungal-type vacuole membrane
Molecular function (GO): calcium ion transmembrane transporter activity; manganese ion transmembrane transporter activity
Source: RefSeq, a predicted model, not a curated record